This is a messenger RNA of Aspergillus novofumigatus IBT 16806, 8232 nucleotides long. RefSeq lists its product as uncharacterized. The record is from RefSeq and is a predicted model, not a curated record. The transcript has 6 exons. Bases 229 to 8232 code for a protein of 2667 amino acids. Gene Ontology annotation, biological process: amino acid activation for nonribosomal peptide biosynthetic process; secondary metabolite biosynthetic process. Gene Ontology annotation, molecular function: phosphopantetheine binding; catalytic activity. NCBI's taxonomy places the organism in Eukaryota, Fungi, Ascomycota, Eurotiomycetes, Eurotiales, Aspergillaceae. Gene Ontology annotation, cellular component: cytoplasm.
AGCGCGCGCUGUGCACGAUGCAUUUUUCCCCACUGAAACAGGCACAGCCUCGAACCCGCUUAUCCCCGACGGCAAGCUGUACGUCGGAUCCGUGAAGACGAUCAUUGGCCAUCUUGAAGGUUGUGCGGGCAUUGCUGGAGUCCUCAAGGCUGUUCUCGCCAUCAAGAAUCGCACCGAGUUGCUGUGAACCCCAAUGUGUGUUACCGAAUCGGAAAAGACGAGACUCAAAUGGAGGCGGACGCGUUCGUUACCGCAGCGGACUCUACACUCCUUAAAGGAGAUAUCCAGCUUUACCAGUGCGAAUCUCAGCAUGCUACCCUCCAGGUCGAAGGGAUCUCCAUGAAAUCCAUGUCCGAACCUCAGCCGGAGAACGAUAGAUGCUUAUUCUCAGAGACCGUCUGGGGCCCUGAUGUCUCAUUGGGCGUCACUGAAGUGGCCAGCCGCGCAGCCAAGGACGACAUUCCCCUAGUAGAGGCUUUGGACCGAGUAUCCCUAUUCUACUGGCAGAAGCUUGUUGAAGAGGUCGGCGCGGAGAUAGCCCAGUUCCAGUGGUACCACCAACGAAUGUUGGACGCCGUCAAUUUCCAGGUCGCCUCCGUGCGCAGCGGACAACAUCCCACUGCGAAGUCAGCAUGGCUUGAGGAUGAUUGGAAUACCAUUCUUGCUGUAAGCGAGCCUUAUGCGUCUCGUGUGGAUAUGCGACUCAUCCACGCGGUUGGAGAGAAUCUGGCCGCCGUUGUGCGUGGUGACACACAGCUGCUGGAAGUCAUGGUCCAGGACGACAUGCUCAACCGCUUUUACAUGGAAGGAUAUGGCUUUUCAGUCAUCAAUAGUGCGGUCUCGGACGCUCUGGAGCAGAUCACGUUCAAGUAUCCUCACGCAAACAUCCUGGAAAUUGGCGCCGGCACUGGUGGAACGACCCGCAGUAUCCUUGACCGACUUGGCAGCCGCUAUGGAUCUUACACAUACACCGAUAUUUCCCCCGCCUUCUUCAAAGCCGCGGCUGAAAAGUUCGAGGACGCACGAGGGAAAAUACAGUUCAGGGUCUUGGAUGUGGAAAAGGAGGUGGGCGCUCAGGGCUUCAACGAGUGCAGUUACGACGUCAUCGUCGCCGCGAAUGUCCUCCAUGCCACGCGCAAGCUGGAAGAGACCAUGAACCAUGUUCGGGCUCUGCUCAAACCCGGCGGAUAUCUUUUUAUCAUGGGCGGCCUUCCAGGAUGGUGGUACGGUGUGGAUGACGGACGUGUCCUGUCGCCCGCCAUAUCGGUUGGGCAAUGGAACCAGCUACUUCUCGAUACUGGCUUCUCUGGCUUGGACUGUCUGAGGCCCGACAUGUUGGAUGAAGACAAGCACUCUUUCUCACUCAUGGUGAGCCAGGCCAUUGACGAGAAGAUGCAAAUGCUCAGGUAUCCGGCAUUGUCGACGAGCAUUGCCCCAGCAGGGGAUGUUCUGCUCAUCGGAGGCCGAACCAAUCCAACUGUGCAGAUAGCUCAGGAAAUUCAUCACUACCUCGCCACCUGGACGAGCCGUGUUCAGGUUUGGAAUAGUAUCCAAACCAAGCAGCUGGAUCAGCUGGCUCAAUUCGAAAACAUCAUUUGCCUCGAAGAACUGGAUCAGCCUUUGUUCUCCACGACCAUGACCGGCGAGAGGCUGCUGGCUCUGCAAAGGCUUUUGAGCGGGACGAGGAAUGUUGUCUGGGCCAUCAACAGCGCCAAUGGCGGGAACGCCCAUGUGAACAUGACUGUCGGUAUCGGGCGAGCAUUGAGAACAGAGGUCCCUGGUUUGAACCUCCUUUUCGUCGAUGUGGAUGCUAUUGAUAAUGCCCCUGCAUGUGCACAACAGCUCUCGCAGAUGUUACUGCAGCUGGUGAUUGGAUCUCUGUGCUCAGCUGAGAACAUGCUGUGGGCAGUGGAGCCGGAAAUUCGAGUCCAAGAAGGGCGACGCCUUAUUCCUCGGGUUCUUCCCAUAACAUCAAUGAACGAGACGUACAAUGCCAGUCGGCGAGUCAUUACCAAGUCCGUCGAUAUCGAGACCACGUGCGUGACUUUGGAAGACUCUGCAGGUUCACUGCGCCUGGUGCAGCGAGCAUCCAUGGUAGGCAGCCCCGUCCAGCGCGGCCAUGAUCGGCUCCGAGUUCAUUUCUCUCUCUCUCUCGGGGUCUCUGGGGGCUCUUCAUGCUACUUGUGUAGUGGUGUUCUGAGGGAGAGCGGACGCCCGGCCCUGGCACUCUCCACCUCGAACGCAAACUUUGUGGACGUCCCCAACGACAUGGUCUUGACCUUGGAUCAGGAUCAGCCUUGUGAUCCCGCGGUACUUGAAGCGACAGCCCGCCAUCUCCUGGCGAGAAACAUCUGCAGCCGCCUUCCGGCCUCGAAUGGAAUACUGGUCUAUCAACCCAGCCACGACUUUGCUCAAGCACUGCUGUCAACGGGACGCCAAUUUUCAAUCGCCGCUACCGACAGGGCCAGGUGCUUUAGGGACUGGAUCUACUUCCACCCUAGAGCCUCACGCCGCGCUAUUCGGUCUCAUCUACCGGAGAACUUGGACGCCCUCAUCGACUGUACUGGUGGAGUACCCGAAAAUCUCACAGCCUGUCUCCCGACACACUGCAAGAUAUUCAACACGACGCUCCAUCAGCUCGACGCCAGCCUCCUGGGUCCCGCAUAUUCUGCCGCUCUCACACAUGCCAGCUCCUCGCGUAAAGGACCGAGCACCCAAAUCAGAGACCUUCCCCUGGCCACGCCCCCCAAACUGCCGAUGGCCGAUUGGACAGGUGUCGAAUCUGUGGAAGUGACACUUCAGCCACUUAGCACCAGCGAGCUAUUUUCGCCAAACGCCACUUACCUCCUUUCUGGCAUGACAGGCGACCUUGGUCUUUCACUGUGCCGUUGGAUGAUUGACAAUGGCGCCCGAAAUAUUGCUCUGACGAGCGAAUUGUUGCAAGACAUGCGCUGUGGUGCUGCUGCCGAUAUCCGAGUCUUCCGGAACGACAUCACUGACCGAAAUGCUGUUUGUGGGCUGGUUGAAGAGAUCAGAAAGACAAUGCCGCGUAUUGCUGGUGUUUUCAAUGCAUGCAUGGUCCUCCGAGAUGGACUCUUCUCCGAAAUGGACGCUGACACCCUCAACGAUACUCUCGCGCCCAAGGUUGACGGGUCCAAGAUCCUAGAUGACAUCUUCCAGGAUGACUCUCUCGACUUUUUCGUCCUCUUCUCGUCCCUGGCGAGUAUCAUUGGGAAUGCUGGCCAAUCCAACUACCACGCUGCGAACAUGUUUCUCUCCGGCCUUGCCGCCAACCGUCGCAAGAAGGGUCUUGCAGCGUCCGUGUUGCACAUUGGUCUGGUCACCGAUGUGGGGUAUGUUGCUCGCAGGGGUCAAGCAAUGGAGGAACGGCUUCGUAGGCUGUUUUUCCUGCCAUUGUCGGAAUCGGACAUCCACCAUGCGAUGGCACAAACCAUUCUAGCCAGUGCACCUCAUAGCACGCGUCAGCACGAGAUUAUUUUGGGGUUAGAGCCUUUCGUUGAUUCACCCAACGCGACUAAACGGCCCCCCUGGGAACAUAAUCCAAAGUUCUCGCAUUACGUUUCCCGGCCAUUGCUGGACGCAACGCCGGCGGCAACGACAUCGGAAGCUAUAGCAGACGUGAAACAACUGUUGAGGUCGGCGGUCUCCACAGAGACAGUCGCCCCUAUUGUCCAAGAGGCAUUUGCAAGGAAACUUGAAUCGAUGAUGCAACUCCCUGCCAACAGUGUCAACCUGAAUGUUCCCCUGAUUGACUUGGGAUGCGACUCUUUGCUGGUCAUUGAAAUUAGACGUUGGUUCAUCAAAGAGGUUGGCAUUGACGUUCCUGUCCUCAAGGUGUUGUCCGGCGACACCACGGCUCAGAUCUGCGAGGAUGCGGUCUCGCAAUUUCUGGCUUUACAGCUGGAGAAGAAAGACGCACUGCCAUCCAACGCCACGGAAAAGCCGCCCAAGGCAGAGCCUCAAGGACCCAGUGAUGCUCUUGACAAAGUCAAUAGUGCCAAUGAGGACUCAGAAACAAGUAGCCAAGGCGAUGAUUCUUCGCGAGGAAAUUUCUCGUCGUCGAGCAGCCACACCAGUCCAAGUCUCCAAGCUACUACUCCUGGUGUCAAACCGAGUACCCCAGCGCCACUGGAUGAUGACGCGGGGCCUCUCAAUUGCGCACUUAAGCGAGCCAUAAUUCGCGCCGAACGUGCCUCCUUUGCCCAGUCAAGACUGUGGUUCUUGACGCAGUAUCUUCAUGAUCCAACAACGUACAAUGUCACCGUGCGUUACGAUUUUAGAGGGAAGCUUCCAGCUUCACGAAUCGUCAAUGCGCUGGACACAACCAUCCGCCAUCAUCAGUCUCUGCAAACGUGCUUUUUCAUAGACUCGGACAAGGAAACACUGAUGCAAGGAGUCCUGUCGCCGCCGUGCAGUUCCAUCAAAACUAUUCUUUCUGGAAACGAGCAGACCGUCAUAGAGGAAUACGAGCGUUUGCGUCGUCGAGUUUGGGAUCUCGAGAAGGCGGAAACCUUCGCGGUCACUGUCGUUUCUUUGUCGCCCGAACAGCAUACCAUUAUCUUCGGGUACCAUCAUAUCGUCAUGGACGGGGUGAGCUGGCACCUUUUCUUGCGAGACCUGGACCUCGCAUAUCGCCUUAGAUCGCUCCCUUCGAUUGAAACGGAAUACAUCGACUGGUCGGAGAAGCAAUUUCAGUCCGCUCAGCGAGGAGACUUCACCAGACAACUCGAUUACUGGCGGAAGCAGCACUCGCCUCCACCCUCCGUCAUGCCACUGCUGCCAAUGGCUCGGACGACUUCUCGCAAGCCGCUCACCACGUAUGACAGCCAUGUCGUCAGUGCCGAAAUUGAUCGGGAGCUCGUGUCGCACAUCAGGCACGUCAGCCAGUCCUUGCGCAUCACUUCCUUCCACUUCCAUCUAGCCGUGAUCCAAAGCAUCCUCUGCCGCUUGUUGAAGAUAGGGGAUCUUUGCAUUGGCGUGGCAGAUGCGAACCGAACUAGUGAAGCUCAUUCGGGGACUGUGGGAUUCUUCCUGAAUCUUCUUCCGGUCCGCUUCAGUACGAAGGAGCACAGCACAUUCCAGGAUCUGGUUUCCUCAACCAGGCGCACAAUUCUUGAAGCCCUGUCCAACUCGGAGACGCCGUUCGAUCUCAUUCUCGACGAUCCAAAAGUCGUGCGAAGUGCAGACCACAGCCCCUUGUUUCAGGUGGCUGUCAAUUAUCGCAUGGGCGCAAUGCUCCAGGUUCCCCUUGGGGACGGCACAAUGGAGAUGGCGUCUGCCGACGACGCAAAGAACCCGUACGACCUUAGUUUCGGGAUCACAGAGACUGCAACGGGGGCUUGCUUGCUGGAACUGACUAGCCAAAAACAGCUAUACACGGAGCGGUCUACGGAGCUCUUGCUACAGAUGUACGUGGACGUCCUUCGCGCCGCGUCCGACAAUCCUGCACUUCAUGUCAAUCAGCUACCAGUCACGUUGGAAUCGCCAAGCGGGAAAUCACUUGCCGUCGCCAAAGGCCCCAGAGUCGAGUAUUCCUGGCCGAACACACUAUGGGAGCAAUUCGACGCGAUCCAGAAGUCGUUCCCUGAGGAAACUGCCAUCAAGGACGGUAGUUCAGAUAUGAGCUACUCGCAGCUGGCCAGAAGGGUUGAGCAACUCGCCACGAUGCUAAUCAGCCAAGGUGUUGCCGCUGGAGAUAGCGUCGGCGUUCUCCUUCAUCCGUCAUCGACGCCAUUGCUUUUCGCCAAACUGGCCAAUGUCGACGAUACAUGCGGGACGGUUCCAGCGCAAGUAGCGGCAAUUGCGCCUCCAUCAAAUGCGGCGGCUUUCCUAUUCUACACGAGCGGCAGUACCGGGGCGCCCAAGUGCAUUCUGCUUACGCAGCAAACCUUUGUGAAUCAUCUGGCUGCCAAGACCGACAAACUGGCUCUCGGCAGGGAGGUUGUUUUACAACAGAGCUCAUUGGGAUUCGACAUGUCCGUCGUGCAGACUUUCUGCGCUUUGGGCAACGGUGGGACUUUGGUUAUCGCACCGAAGGAAGCGCGGGGAGACCCCGUUGCACUGUCUGCGCUUAUGGCAAAGGAACGAGUGACGCUAACGAUUGCCACGCCCUCGGAAUACUCCUUGUUGCUGCGCUUCGGUCUUGAGCACCUCCAGAAGCCCUACGCAUGGAGACAUGCCUGCAUGGGCGGCGAAGUCGUGUCGCGGCAGUUGGUUCAGCAGUUUUGCCAGCUGGAUCAUCCUGAUCUGCUGCUGACCAACUGCUAUGACCAGAGCACCACCGACGGAUCUCUGGUGGGAAAGCCCUUGCCCAACUACUCGGUCUGCAUCAUGGACGCUUCCGGAUCUCCGGCGCCCAUUGGUAUCGCCGGCGAGAUCUGCAUCGGAGGCGCCGGUGUUUCACUAGGCUAUUUAAAAUCUCAGGAGCAGACUGACGCGAAAUUCGUUCAGGACCCCUUCGCUAGCCAAGAGGACAUUGCCCGCGGUUGGACGAAGAUGUACAGAACUGGAGAUAUGGGGCGGCUCCUCGAGGAUGGCACUUUGGUUUUCAUGGGCCGCAUUGACGGCGAUAAUCAGGUCAAAUUGAACGGUGUGCGUAUUGAGCUCGAUGGAAUUGCCAACAGCAUUCUCGCCACUGGACACGAUCUGGUGUCCGAAGCCGUUGUCACCGUUCGUCCUGGCUCGGGUUCCGGUUCUCCAUUCCUCGUGGCUCAUGUCGUCCCUCUUGGAGAUCACGUUGACGACUCCAGACUUCAGCAACUCGCCAGAGACCUUCCACUGCCACCGUACAUGCUUCCGUCCGUGGUCAUUGCCCUGGACCGCCUGCCUACCAACGCCAACGGGAAGGUUGACAGAAAGGCCGUCAUGGCACUGCCUCUGCCAACCCGCCGCGCUCUCAGCGCGGCAGCUACCGGUACCGGUAACGCAGGACAUCUCAGCCUCGCAGAAGGCGAGCUACGCCUGUUGUGGGAGAAGGUCCUUCCUGUCUCCGGUGGCCCGUCACGACUAGAUGCCGAUUCCGAUUUCUUCAUGCGAGGAGGAACCUCCAUGCUGCUUGUCCGACUCCAGGGAGCUAUCAAGCAGUCGAUUGGAGUUUCGAUCCCCAUCGCGGAACUGUACCAGUUUCCGACUCUCGGUCAAAUGGCACGGCGGAUCAGUCGCCGUAAGGAAGAGCAUCAAGCCUCCCACACAUCCGUCAUCGACUGGGACACCGAGACCUCGUUGACCCAAGACCUCAUCUCUGCAGCAGCUCAAAGCCAAUACUCAACACGUCAAGCAAAAUACCAUGACCGUCAGGAGAUCUUGCUCACCGGUUCUACCACUUUCCUCGGCAAAACAAUCCUGCAGUCCCUCCUCCACAACCUGCGCGUUGAUCGAGUGCACUGCGUCGCCGUUCCUCCCGAGGAUGCCUCCUCCUCCCGUCGUCCGACAAGAUCAGCAUCUACGCCGGCAACCUCCUCACACCCAACCUGGGACGUCAUCAUCCACGCCGGUAGCACGGGGCACUGCCUGAACAACUACUCUUCCCUACGCACUGCGAACCUCGGCUCAACGAGGUUCAUGGCGGGCCUUGCUCUCUCUCACAGUAUCCCCAUUCAUUUCAUCUCCUCCAACCGCGUCACCUUGCUCACCGGCAACACCAGUCUCCCUCCGGUGUCAGUUUCAUCCUCCCCACCCAACCCGGAUGGCUCUGAGGGCUUCACUGCCAGCAAAUGGGCCUGUGAACGGCUCCUUGAAUCGGCCGCCGCACUCGAACCCGGACUCCCUGUUACCAUCCAUCGUCCGUGCGCGGUCAUCGGAGACGAGGCGCCCAACGAGGACGCCCUGAACGCUCUUCUGAAAUACUCCAAGCUCACGAGCUGUGUUCCUCGUUUCGAAAACUUCGAAGGCUAUCUUGAUUUCGAGGACGUGCACAGGGUAGCCGGGGCGAUCGCCGCGGACGCUCUGUCUACUGCUGAAGCAAGGGCCAGCAAGCCUGCCGCCGCACGAUUCGUGCACCACUCCAGCGGGCACAAAGUGGCAAUGAAGGACUUCAAGGGCCGAAUGGAGACAUUGUUCGCGUGUCCGUUUGAGGAGGUUUCUAUGGCUGAGUGGACUGGGCGCGCAUUGCAGGCUGGUAUCGAUCCACUGAUCACAGGGUACUUGGAGGCGAUGACGAUGAAGGGGGAGACGAUUCGGUUUCCUUAUAUGGGAGAGACGGGGUCGCUUUGA